ACCAUACUUACCCUUAUCAAGUGAGAGCAAUUGAUAAGAGUCAAGCAUCGUAAACUCUUAUUACUCGUACCAGUUGCCUGUUGGCUACGUCCUUUAUGUGAGAUCUCCACCUAGCUCUCCUACACGUCUGGUUUAAGGAUCGGCGUUUUAUAUCUUGACGUCUUGUCCCAGAAAACGAGUGGCAAGACCUGACUGGGAGGUCGGCACUAAGCAGUCAGCGCGCCAUCACUACCAAACCAUCGAGCUGCCAAAGUCGCUGUUUUUGCUCAAAUAAUGUUGAAGAAGCUAUUGUAACUGCUGUUGUAGAAACUUGGGUAGAUGCAGAAGAGGCUGGUGGUAGUACUGUUGGAGACACUUUUGGACUAAUAUAGCUUGUAAAAGCUGUUUAAGAAAGCACUGUAGCUGCUAGGAAAGCCGAGGUUGCUGAAGGAGAAACUAAUUAAGAUGAACUAUUUUGAAGUUGCCGUUAUUACUGCAGUUGUAGAAUCUAUCCAAAAAUGAGUGCCAUGAAAUCCAAAAGAGAAAGCUUUAUCUACGAAAGAAGACGGUACUGUAUAUAAUAUAAGAAUUGGUGAACGAGGUGCCGGGGAACCUUGACACAAGCUCUCAAGAAAGUUGUUGGUGAAGGUGUUGGUCUUGAAGAAACUGCUGAAGAACUCCAUUUCAAAGUCCACUGGAUAUGACGUGACAACAGGAGUCGCUCUUGUGGAAGUUGCUAAAUUAGCAGCCAUUGGAAUUUAGAGGUUUAAGUAGACUCUGCAGUAGCGGGAUAGCUGGAGUAAUGGAGGCUGUGGUCGCUCGAGGAAGAAAUGGGAACAUGAGAUGUCAAAGAUGUAGAUCACCUCUUAAGCUCUACCUCUACAUGCUACUACCUGUACUAAUAUUACUGCUACCUGCCUUGACCCAAGCUACAGGUGAGAUGAUCAACAAUUCAAGGUUGGGGCCAGUAAAAUCCUUUAGGGAGACACUAGGAAAGAUCUGCCUGAGGCCACUGGGAGACCAGAGCACAGAGGCAGCAAUUCGGUUGGAAAUCAAAUCAACAUUCAAAAACAUUAUUACUACAGCCGGCAAUAGCACCAUACCCCCUGACCAGUUAGCACCCGACACCUGGCAUACCCUUAGGUUCCAGCACUCCAUUGUCAACUACAGACACUCCCUCGAUGUGGAGGUGGACAACCGCUCCAUCAUCUUUAAGAAGACCAACAACAAGAUGUUUACCUCUUCCUACAACUUCGACCAGGUCAGACUAUUCCUCAAGGGACGGGUGGAAGUAAGCGAUUGUUCACCCACAGAAGACCCAACAGUCACUACCAUCACCACUACUACUACUACUACCACAUCUACAACCACUACAAUGAUGACUACCUCCACUUCUGCCACCACAACUGAGCAGCAACCGACCUCAGGAAGCAACAUAAGUGGCCUUGAACAAGGCACCACUCAUGUCACCACUGGCACAAUGCAGGUCACCAUUGACACCAUAAAGAGUGACACUGGCUCAGAACCAGUAAUUUCUGGACCCAAGCCAGUCAUUACAGGCCCUCCUCAGAUGGCUACUUACCAGGUCCCUACCACCACCAAGGAAGAUACAGUGAUUGUGGGUGGUAAUCCAUGGUUACAGUCACUGGGGGAUAUAGGAGGUAUGCCCAUCGUGCUCAUUAUUCUGGUGAUUGUCAUUAUCGUAGUCAUUAUCAUUGUUGUAGUUCUGUGUUAUCGCUGUAAGCAGAAGCAAAAGCAAGAGACGAAUGGGAAGGAUCAACGGACUGCUGUCGAGUUCCAGCCCAGUUUAGACAGUGAAACGCCUAAAGCAACCUACAGUAAGCUUCACCCAGCACAAAAGGACAUGUUAACCACAAUGACCUCACCAAGUUCUCCCAACAGCUACCAGGGUCCACCCGCAUACACCAACCAUACCACCACCUUCAAGCCCAGAAAUCAAGUAAGCACUCCCAACUCACCAAACACCACCAAUGGCAACACAGCUGAAAAUAUCAAUACUCCCGUAAAUAGCGUCUCCCCCAGCACGUCCCCUAACACUCCAACAUAUAGCUUCCCCAAUGACACCGUCUAUCCUACCAUGUCUGAAUACCAAACAAGGCUCCAAAACUGAUAUCUAUUUAUCUAUUCAAAUCACUUUUACCACUGUGGUAAAGAAGUGACAGGCUAACAAAAACUCCCUAGCAGAGUAUAUUACACGAUGCAGGUCAAGUAUAAGUCAUUCUCUUGAGUCUUACAAAAUUAUAUUCUCAAUAAAAAUAACAAUACAAGAAAAAAAAUUCUUAGGUGUUUGUAGACAUAUGUAAUGUUGAUAAUUUUAUCAUCCAGAAAACACAAAAGGCACUCAUCUACAGUGACACCUCUCUUGAUGUAAGUUGUAUUGUACUUGUAAUAUGUAUUGUGAAGAAAUGUGUACAGUAAUAUUCUCUGUAUGUUAAAGUUCACAUGGUCUGAAUUUCUAUGCAGGUAUAAAAUGCAUGAGAAUUCACCGCAUUUACCUAAUGCAAUCACUGCAUCAAUCACUGACCACUAAAUAGCUCUAUUCAACUGUGUUCUGUUGUGCUGUUGCCAAUUCCUAUUUUUCAGUAAAUUGGUUAUGAAUAUUUAAAAUUAUUUACAGUGCAUGACAACACUGUUAAGCUUAUUGAUAUGUCUCAAACCAAUUAAUAUAUUUAGUCUUCAAAAUUCUUUUGGUGAAUUUUGUUGUUAACUUGAAAGAUUCACCAAAUCUAAAAUUAAAUCAUACAGUAUUCAGCAGAGAAAAAAUAGCUGUAAAAAUUUAUACCAAACUUAUCCACUUGAUAAAAAUUUUUAAUCUGUCUACUGUACUAUUUAUUGUUUACUGUAUGUGUACAUCUCUCUCAACUGUGUGUGUAAUGGAUCAAGAGAUACAAAGGGUCAUAGGACAAGAGAAUGACACAAGACAAAUGUAAUGGAUGACAAGCUUAUCUCUAGUGAAGUUUAUUUUGGCUUGAAAGGAUUGAUUUAUUGGUUUAAGACCACUAAUACAAAGUAGACCGGGUUGGGGUUGUGUUGGGAUAAGGUUGGUUGUUUCUUUACACUCAACUACUAAAUUUUACCAAAACAAAAUUGUUGCUUCAUAGUUAACUCAAUGAGGAUUAUUAUGCUCAAUUUGCUUGAGUGAAGGGUAGCUGGGUUAGUUUCUUUGGGUGACAUUAGGUUAGCUGGGUACAUUUAGCUAAGGCAAGGUUAGUGGGGCUAAGUUGCUGUGCUGAGGUUGUAUGUACAGUACAUGUUAAAUUUGCUCCUGGAAGCCUGAGUCAAACAAUGCCAUUUGGGCUCACUACAAAUCAAAUUUUGAAGACAUUAAAACAAUAAGUGCUGCUGUGUUGUGAGGUGGUAUUACAAGAGGGCAGGACAGUAUGGAAGAUACCUCUUAGUGUAUGUCUCCAAGAUCCUCAUCUUAACACAUUCAUCCAGUGCUUGUACAGUAUCAUUUAUUUUAUUUUCAGUUGCAGGAUUGAUACAAUUGUGUACAACACAAACUUUCCCUAAAUCUUUGUAACUCAUUCUUUCUACCUUGUAUCAUUCAAAAUACUGUACAAUAAAUUAUGUAAGAUAAGUAAUUAGAAAGUGAAAAUCUUGUUUUGUUACUCCACAGAAACAAAUUAACAGCAGCUGUUGAUUCUGUACUGUAAAAUGCUAUAUGCAGUACAGUACAGUAUCUUUAUUGGGCAAUAUAACAUUUUGACAUUUAGACCAAAUAUUUACUAAAGUUGCCAUAAUGUAACCUGACUUAGAAAACACUUUAUACUGUACAGUACAUCAAAUUAUAAUCGAAAUGUUUGGUUUGGUUGUCAGAAAUCUUGUACCAUAAAAUACUUAUUGGAAAACAGAUUGCAAUAUUAAACUAAAAUGUGACAAACAUUAGUCUGAAGUGGUUUCUUUUUCUCAGCACCAUUUUGUCACCUGUUUAAAUUCUUGUACAGUAUAUUUCUGCUUGCUAUAUUGAGUAAUGAAUGAAAGUGUUUUUAUGAUGAUUGAAUCCCUCAAGUUCAGUUUAUCCCAUAAGUUCUUAAAUCUGUCAACUUGAUCCCUGUAACACCUAUUACCUACAUCUUGAAUAUAGGGCCUUGUUCCAUCUUAUUCACAAGGCUAUAUUACAUUAAGUGUUGGAUGAGAUGUCAGGAGAAGUAGGGAAUGGUUUAAAAAUAUAAUGAUCCCAUACCGAAGAUGACAUCAAAUUUGUAGUCAUCCAGGUCGAGGUUACGGGUUCAAGUCAUACUUGCCUUAUCUACUUCUUAGGGUUAGAACAAUCUCUGUAACAUUAAGGCUAAAUUACUUUAAGUGUUCUGUGUUAGACUUAAAAGAUUAUCGUAAUAAAUACUGUAUACAGCUUAAAGUAAGAAACAUUUGCAAUAUUCUUAUUAUUUUAGAUCAUCCUCAUGCUGAGCACUUGGUAUAAGUAUCAGUUGUUUGUAGUUUGUAGUCAGAUAAAUGUUUUGUAAAACUAUUUUAAUCUUUCAUAUGAUGUGGGAAGAUUUUCAGUGGCAGACACUUAGAACAUAACUCAGAAAUGUAUACAGGUUAUACAGUAUGAACUUACAACAUUAAAGAGUGUAAUGUAUUUAGCAAUACAGAUUUAAAUAUCUUUCAUCACCUGACCAAAUUCCCCCAAUUAUUUCCAUUUAUCUAUCCAUUACCAGCUUAUUUUUUUCAUCUCCCACUUUUUGUUGAAUGGAUGAAGGCCCGAUAAUGAUAACAAAAAUAAUAAUAACAAUAAUAGCUGGUCUUUUGUUUCCCAAAAGCACCAGUUUUUCUAAAGAAUUCACUAGUGCUCAAAACACUACAAAGUCAAAGACCUGAGAAUAAAAAGAAAUACUGUACACUGUACUGUACUACAAUAAAAUAUCACAAAAAGUGACAA
Homarus americanus (American lobster) is the source of this 4885-nucleotide messenger RNA. RefSeq names its product location of vulva defective 1-like. The record is from RefSeq and is a predicted model, not a curated record. The transcript is spliced from 7 exons. The coding region runs from base 782 to 2110 and encodes 442 amino acids. NCBI's taxonomy places the organism in Eukaryota, Metazoa, Arthropoda, Malacostraca, Decapoda, Nephropidae.